AUGAGUGGACUUCAUAAGCAACAACGGCAAACAAAUGUCGGUUCUAUACUACUGACGCCUCAAGAGAAUGAAUACCUUUUCAACCACCUUGGCAGAAAAUGCAUCACGUUGUCGUCAGCAGUGGUCCAGGUUUUCACCGCGGACAGAAACGCCACCUGGACCAAGAGAUGUUGCGGCGUGGCCUGUCUGAUCAAGGACAACCCGCAGCGGUCCUACUUCAUCCGAGUAUUUGACAUUAAGGACGGUAAGAUGCAGUUCGAACAGGAGUUAUACAACAACUUCAACAUAAAUCCGUGCAGAGCGUUCUUCAUCACGUUUGCUGGAGACACAUGCCAAGUGGGCCUGAACUUUGCUAGUGAGGAGGAGGCCAAGCGUUUCCGUGGUCAACUGUCGGAACUUUUGAGCAAAAGGCAAAGGAAAACUGAGAAGAGACGAGAGCCUCCGAAUGGCCCCGCAUUGCCCAUGGCCACCGUGGACAUUAAAAACCCCGAAAUCAGCACGGGGCACCGCUUCCAUAGCAACUCUCAGAUGAACAACAUCAUGCACUCCACCUUCACCAAGAGGGAGAAGAAGGGCAAAGGCAAGAAGAAGAGACUAACCAAGGCUGACAUCGGCACACCCAGCAACUUCCAGCACAUCGGGCACGUAGGAUGGGAUCCAAACACAGGCUUUGACUUAAACAAUUUAGACCCAGAGCUGAAGAACCUCUUCGACAUGUGCGGCAUCUCUGAGGCUCAGCUCAAGGACAAAGAGACUUCCAAGGUCAUCUACGACUUCAUUGAGAAGAAGGGAGGGGUGGAAGCAGUCAAAAAUGAGCUGCGUAGGCAAGCUCCUCCUCCCCCUCCCUCCAGAGGUGGCCCUCCUCCCCCUCCCCCUCACCACAGCUCAGCCCCACCGCCCCCACCUCCUGCCCGCGGGCGAGGCGCACCGCCACCCCCUCCGCCCUCAAGAGCCCCCGUAUCGGCACCGCCGCCCCCGCCUCCGUCCCGGCCGGGCAUGACGGCACCUCCUCCUCCGCCGCCGCCCAGCCGAGGCUCCCUGCCUCCGCCCCCGCCGCCGGCCCACGCCUCCGCGCCUGGGCCACCACCUCCGCCUCCACCACCAACAUCCUCGAUCCCGUCAUUCACCGGAGUGGCGGCCCCUCCGCCACCCCCGCCCCCUCCGCCGCCGAUGUCCUUUGAUUCUAAUGGAGUGGACAGCCCGCAGCCCCUUAGCGGGGGCAAGUCGGCCUUGCUGAGUCAGAUCCGAGAAGGCACCCAACUUAAGAAGGUGGAGCAAAAAGAGCGACCGGCGUCCAACACGGGGCGAGACGCGCUCCUGGACCAAAUCCGACAAGGAAUCCAACUCAAACCUAGGGACGAAACCAAUGACUCACCUCCUUCCUCCCUGGCCCCCUCGGCCGGCAUCGUGGGGGCUCUCAUGGAGGUCAUGCAGAAAAGGAGCAAGGCUAUUCAUUCUUCAGAUGAGGACGACGACGACGAAGAUGAUGAGGACUUUGAAGAUGAAGAUGAAUGGGAUGACUAG
Nerophis lumbriciformis (worm pipefish) is the source of this 1524-nucleotide messenger RNA. Lineage: Eukaryota; Metazoa; Chordata; Actinopteri; Syngnathiformes; Syngnathidae. The record is from RefSeq and is a predicted model, not a curated record.